UUCGCGGGGCUGGACGGCGUGUGACGUCGGAGCUGGGAGGGGGUGGAGCGGGCAGUAAACAGCGAAUGCAGGACCCGCUGCGCGGGAGUCAGCCAUGGACUGGAAAGAAGUGCUUCGCCGGCGGCUAGCGACGCCCGACACCGGUCCAAACAAAAAAAAAAGUGAACAAGAAUUAAAAGAUGAAGAAAUGGAUUUAUUUACCAAAUACUACUCAGAAUGGAAAGGAGGUAGAAAAAACACAAAUGAAUUCUAUAAGACCAUUCCCCGGUUUUAUUAUAGGCUGCCAGCUGAAGAUGAAGUCUUACUGCAGAAAUUGAGAGAGGAAUCCAGAGCCGUCUUCCUGCAAAGGAAAAGCAGAGAACUGCUGGAUAAUGAAGAAUUACAGAACUUAUGGUUUUUGUUGGACAAGCACCAGACACCACCUGUGAUUGGAGAGGAAGCAAUGAUUAAUUACGAAAAUUUUUUGAAGGUUGGUGAAAAAGCUGGACCAAAGUGCAAGCAAUUUUUCACAGCAAAAGUCUUUGCUAAACUCCUUCACACAGAUUCUUACGGAAGAAUUUCCAUCAUGCAGUUCUUUAAUUAUGUCAUGAGAAAAGUUUGGCUUCAUCAAACAAGAAUAGGACUCAGUUUAUAUGAUGUUGCUGGACAAGGGUAUCUUCGGGAAUCAGAUUUAGAAAACUACAUAUUGGAGCUUAUCCCGACUUUGCCACAAUUAGAUGGGCUGGAAAAAUCUUUUUAUUCUUUUUAUGUUUGUACAGCAGUUAGGAAGUUCUUCUUCUUUUUAGACCCUCUAAGAACAGGGAAGAUAAAAAUUCAAGAUAUUUUAGCAUGCAGCUUCCUAGAUGAUUUAUUGGAGUUAAGGGAUGAGGAACUGUCCAAGGAGAGUCAAGAAACAAAUUGGUUUUCUGCUCCUUCUGCCCUAAGGGUUUAUGGCCAGUAUUUGAAUCUUGAUAAGGAUCACAAUGGCAUGCUCAGUAAAGAAGAACUCUCCCGCUACGGAACAGCAACUAUGACCAACGUCUUCUUAGACCGUGUUUUCCAGGAGUGUCUCACUUAUGAUGGAGAAAUGGACUAUAAGACCUACCUGGAUUUUGUUCUUGCAUUAGAAAACAGAAAAGAACCUGCAGCUCUGCAGUAUAUCUUCAAAUUGCUUGAUAUUGAGAACAAGGGAUAUCUCAAUGUCUUUUCCCUUAAUUAUUUCUUUAGGGCCAUACAGGAACUAAUGAAAAUCCAUGGACAAGAUCCUGUUUCAUUUCAAGACGUCAAGGAUGAAAUCUUUGACAUGGUAAAACCAAAGGAUCCUUUGAAAAUCUCUCUUCAGGAUUUAAUCAACAGUAAUCAAGGAGACACAGUCACCACCAUUCUAAUCGAUCUGAAUGGCUUCUGGACUUAUGAGAACAGAGAAGCCCUUGUUGCAAACGACAGUGAAAACUCUACAGACCUUGAUGAGACAUGAUCUCUCAAAGACUAGACUGUAUUCAUUAUGAUAAACUUGAAUCCUGCAUGUAAAACCUGAGGCAGAAUCCUUAGAAAUGGUCUAAAUAAAAUAGUUCCUAUGCCUAUAGAACACAGCAAA
Messenger RNA from Diceros bicornis minor, 1576 nucleotides. It is a transcript of the gene PPP2R3C, whose product is annotated as protein phosphatase 2 regulatory subunit B''gamma. The record is from RefSeq and is a predicted model, not a curated record. Gene Ontology annotation, cellular component: centrosome; spindle. The transcript has 13 exons. Lineage: Eukaryota; Metazoa; Chordata; Mammalia; Perissodactyla; Rhinocerotidae. The coding region runs from base 95 to 1456 and encodes 453 amino acids. Gene Ontology annotation, biological process: regulation of dephosphorylation; B cell homeostasis; microtubule cytoskeleton organization.